CGUUGCGUUACGACUGACGCGUAAGUGCUGUCUGUGGUACUUUCUAGAUAUGCUAAGUGCUCUUAAACUUGAUAAUAAGACUGUUGACUCUGGGACCAGCGAUAUGCAAACAGGUGGGUAUACAAAUACAACGGUUCGGUAUUAUAUUACAACAAGUAGCAACCCUCAUUUUUUCCUCGGUAUCUUGACAACUGUUUUGUGCGGUGCAAUAAAUGGAUCUGAGGUGCACAUAGCAAUUACAUUCAAAUUCCUGUAAUUUCAUGACUUCUCGCGAUAAAUAUGUUCAUUCUCAGCCGAAUCAUGCGAGGAUUGAUGCAUCUGCAAAUUUAGCUAGUAGCACUUUAGAAUACUGGCCAAGUCCUGUACAUGAUGAUCAUGACCGUCUCAACCUUGAACUCAGAGAGAAAGUCGAUGGACUUCGUAGUCUUUCGAUAAAAAUAGGAGAUGAAUUACGAUCUCAAAAUAGCUUACUCGGAGAUAUGGCCGGAGCUUUUGAUCGGUCCGAAGGUGUUCUUCGCUCUACAAUGUCUCGAUUAUCUCGAAUGGCUAAACAGAAUUUAUCCUCUGGAUUAUGCUGUUAUGUAAUUGUAUUCGUGUGCAUCAUUUUCCUCAUGUGCUGGUUUAUUCUCCGAUUUCUUUAGUCACAUGUGAUACCUUUGAUCAAGUGUGUUGAUUCAUGACCGGAUCUAAAUACGAAUGUAAAUGAUUUUUUUGAGAUUUUCAAGCUGCUUGUGGGAUUUACAAUAUAAUCUUUCAUUUAACAUGGGUCGAGUGCGGGACUAUUGUAUGUGUAUCUGGAUCAGCAAAUCUCUACUUCGUAAUUAUACUGGGACUACUCAACGUUUACUCUUACAUUUAGUCGAUUCCUGCAUAUUACCUAUUAUUCUUUACUGUUCUCCAUUAUUCUUUCCCGGGCUUCUGAGAAAAAUACUUUGAUGUGCUACAGAGAGUGCUGAAGGUAGUUAGGAAGGUGUGUGGUGGAUCUUU
Schistosoma bovis is the source of this 987-nucleotide messenger RNA. NCBI's taxonomy places the organism in Eukaryota, Metazoa, Platyhelminthes, Trematoda, Strigeidida, Schistosomatidae. The record is from the annotation of a GenBank genome assembly.